This is a messenger RNA of Aspergillus clavatus NRRL 1, 1623 nucleotides long. RefSeq lists its product as uncharacterized. The record is from RefSeq and is a predicted model, not a curated record. NCBI's taxonomy places the organism in Eukaryota, Fungi, Ascomycota, Eurotiomycetes, Eurotiales, Aspergillaceae. Bases 1 to 1623 code for a protein of 540 amino acids. The transcript has 5 exons.
AUGUCUUCACAAUCGUCGUUUUCGAGUGCCUCCCCAGAAUCAGAGACCGAGUCUCAGGCCUCCUCCACAGGCUCCCCACCGGCGAUCCUCCCUGACCGGAGCAGAUGCUGCAAACCCAAGGCCAAACCGGGCUUCUUAUGGAUCGACUCCCAAGCCGACAAGCAUGACUCCUCCGUCGGCAAGCAGAAACAAGCCUUCCUCCAGCGAAACUACCAGCAAAGGAAGAAACAAGCCUCGAUCGCCCGGCUGAAGGCGUCCAAAGUCGUGUCCAAACCGACCAACGCUCCCGCAACAGACCCCAGGGAUGAGGAGAACCGACAGGGUGCCUACAAGCAGAUGGCCAGCAUGUCGGAGAUGUGGUCUCUGAAGGCGUAUCUGAGCCAAGGAUUCGUAGACCCCUUUUCCUCGUCUGCGGUCCAGAUGACGGAUUCCAUGAAUCUCUACUUCCAACACUUCCGUAUCCACACCAUCGCCUCAUGCUAUCCCCUCGAUUCCGCCCGUAUGAGCAUCUGGUGGUGGCAGCGGGCCAUCAACCAGCCCGCCCUGCUCCAGGCCCUCCUCUUCCUGACAGCAGGCCACCAGGCCACCCUCGAGUCGAACAGCGGCGUGUCCGAGCAGGCGAUCCAGAAAUCGACAAAAGACUCCCUUCGCUUGCGGGGAAACACUCUCAAGGCCCUGAAUAACAUCCUGCAGGACCCGAUCAAAGCCGUAGCCGAGUCCACCACGUUGAUUGUGGGAUCUCUGGUCGCCAUCGAGGCCGUGGACGCCAAUUUCGAAGCCUUGGAAGCACACAUGAAGGGUCUCAAACGACUCAUCGGUUUGCUGGGCGGUCUCGAUGGCUUGGACCAUAUGACCCUCUCCAAGAUCUACCAGGCCGAUGUCAAAUCUGCCGCCCUGAAAAACAGCCGUCCUACCUUCCCCAUGUCCGCCCGCUGGCGCAGCGAGAUCCUCCAAGAAUCCACCCUCUUCCGCUCCAAAGACCACGCCUCUACCCCCAAAAGCCUCUCGGCCCUCGGCACCAACUUUUUCAAAGCUUCCUGGUACCCAGGCCUUCACACCAGCAUGAAGACCUUCAUCCAGGUCCUCCGCCGGCUCAUCAUCUACUUCGAGAUGGCGCAGGUGGAACCCUCCAUCGUCAUGCCCACGGACAAUGACCUCUUCCUCGUCUUCGAGCACCAGCUGCUCUCCACCGAGUACACAGAGACUGACCCCCUGCACGAGCCCCUGCGCCACUCCCUGCUGAUCUACCAGAACCUGCGCAUCUGGCACUUCCAGAGUUUCCCCUUCAUGGAGUUCAUGGUCGAGGCGCUGCGUCGUAGUCUGGUCCCGCAGUUUGGGCGGUUCCGCGAUGAGGCGCCCGAGCUUCUGCUCUGGGUGCUUUUCAUCGGCGGUAUGGCCUCCCAGGGAUACAAGUGUCAUCCCUGGUUCGUCGCCCGUCUCACGGACAUGGCGCGGAGGCUGGCGGUAGAGGGGUGGGAGAAGGCGCGCGUCCUCGUCGGGGGGUUCUUCUACACUGAUCAGCCCGGGGAAAGAGGGGCAGAGGAUCUUUGGAAUGAGGUUCUGUUGAUGGAGAGCUAUCCUUACAUCGCUCCCAAACGGACGUUUCAGGUCCUCACGCUCUAA